Messenger RNA from Ectocarpus siliculosus, 734 nucleotides. The record is from the annotation of a GenBank genome assembly. NCBI's taxonomy places the organism in Eukaryota, Phaeophyceae, Ectocarpales, Ectocarpaceae.
GACGGACGACGGAGGCAUUGAGGCAACCACGCUACCCCGCAUUGAGAAUGGCACCUUUCUAUAGCAAGAACUUCCCCGCAUUGGUGAUUGCCUGCUUGCUGUGCGGUUUCGGCUCCGCCCCUGCUCAUGGCUUUCAACACUCGCCAGUUUCAAGUAAAGCCCUGAACAAGCAGCAGCAGCAGCAGCGGACUACUAGCCUGCAGAGUGCGGGAGAGCGACGAGAGAGAAGCUCUCUGGCAGCGAUCAAUGAGCAGCAAGACAGCAUCAAGACGGGCACGGCCGGGUGGGCGCAGAGGACCAUCACCGUCACCGCUCCUUCCAGGGGCUGCCACCUCAUCACUUCGGAGAUUAGCAAGCAGGUGCCGGAGCUGCGCUCGUUCAGGGUUGGGAUGGCCAACAUCUUCCUCAAGCACACGUCAGCGUCGCUCACCAUCAACGAAAAUGCAGACCCGGACGUACGGACAGACAUGGAGUCGGCCCUCAACCAAAUCGUUCCUGUAAAGUGGCACAACACCAUGUUCCGGCACACGCUCGAAGGCCCGGACGAUAUGACAGGACACGUCAAGAGCACCAUCGUCGGAGCCUCGCUGAAUAUCCCCGUAUCAAAUGGCGGCCUUGCGCUGGGAACAUGGCAGGGCGUAUACCUCUGCGAGCACCGAGACACCGGGGGUUGGGGAGGGGGGUUCGCCCGCGACAUUGUCAUCACCAUUCAAGGAAUAACCUCGUCGGACUGA